GCUCCACGCCAGGGCCAGGGCCAGCCAGGUAGACCCUUCUCUCGAGAGGCAUUUUAAGGGCCACCGAGAUGCAGUCACCAGUGUGGACUUCAGCCUCAACAGGAAGCAGCUGGCCAGCGGCUCCAUGGACUCGUGCCUCAUGGUGUGGAACACGAAGCCCCAGUCACGUGCCUACCGCUUCACGGGCCACAAGGACGCUGUCACCUGCGUGUGCUUCUCGCCGUCUGGCCACCUGCUCGCCUCAGCCUCCCGGGACAAGACUGUCCGCAUCUGGGUACCCAACGUCAAAGGCGAGUCCACAGUGUUCCGUGCGCACACAGCCACCGUGAGGAGCGUCCACUUCUGCAGCGACGGCCAGUCCCUCGUGACAGCUUCAGACGACAAGACGGUGAAGGUGUGGUCGACCCACCGACAGAAGUUCCUCUUCUCCCUGAGUCGGCACAUCAACUGGGUCCGAUGCGCCAAGAGCAGCCUGGGGGGCCGAGCCAGCAAGGCCACUGUGGAGUGAUGGCGGAAGGAGGCUAGCUGACCGUGCUGCCAUCCACGCUGCAUUGGAGGGCUCUUCGUCACCUCCGUGGACUUCCACCCGAGCGGGACGAGCAUCGCCGCGGGCGGCAUGGACAACACGGUGAAGGUGUGGGACGUGCGGACCCACCGGCUGCUGCAGCACUACCAGCGUGAGUGCCCGCGCCACGGCGCCGGCGGGGGGACGCGGGGACAGUCUGGCUUGGAAUCUUGUCACCAGAUGGGCGUGGUGCCCCCUGGUUUCUGCCGGACCUUCGGUGGCCACUCACCGAGCUGCACCGCCCUGCUAGCCCGAAGGCCGUCAGGGCACCCGCCUUUCAGCGGCAGCGUCCUGCAGCCCGCCUGGGCCCGUGCUGCGCUGUGGGCACGCCCUGCCCGGCCCGGCCCUGCGGAAGACUUGGUGCGGCCGAUGCCCACUGGGGGCUUUGAGGGGCUGUUUGCUCGCAGAUUGGGCCUAGUUCCCCAGAACCUGGAGUGCCAGUCCCUGAGGGGCCUCCAGCUGGAGUGGGGUUUCCUGGGACGAGUGCCCCGCACGCGCUACGCAGACCCCCCUGAUGGGAGGCCUGUCCCUGGAGCCCGGGGACCGGCCACGGCAGCAGCCUUCUCCAGGACGGGGGAGUACUUCGCUUCAGGAGGUUCGGAUGAACAAGCAGCGGCAGCACCGUCUGGCCCCUCCAAGGGGUGCUGUCGGCCCCCCUCCAGUGCCUUUCCUGGGGGAGCCGAGAGGGUGUGGGGCGGCGGAGCGGAGGGCAUCUUUAGGAGCAAACGAGAGCCCAGCGUCCCCGCUAUCUCCUCACAGCUGCCCGAUGAGGACUUUGCCGUUCCGGCCGGCCCAGGCAGGAGCCAGGAGUCGCUGCCCAGCCAGUCCCUGGAGCCUGUCGACCCGACACCGACACUGACCAGCACGUUGGGCCACAUCGUGGGCCAGCUGGACGUCCUCACACAGACGGUGUCCAUCCUGGAGCAGCGCCUGACGCUGGCGGAGGACAGGCUGAAGCAGUGCCUGGAGAGCCAGCAGCUGAUCUUGCAGAGGGGGACGCCGAGAGGGGUGGGGCUGGGGGCCAACACCUGCCUGGACGGCAGCCAGGCCUGGAACGACAGGGAGACAGAGCUGCCUUUUCUAGAGAAGCCCCCGGGAGGGGUCAUUCUGAGCCGUGCCCUUCCAAAUCAGACCUCGGUCGUGUGGAUCCUGACCCCACACGGGACAGCCCAGUGCCCGGAGUGA
Messenger RNA from Echinops telfairi (small Madagascar hedgehog), 1750 nucleotides. RefSeq names its product POC1 centriolar protein A (gene POC1A). Gene Ontology annotation, molecular function: protein binding. Gene Ontology annotation, biological process: cilium assembly. Gene Ontology annotation, cellular component: centriole; ciliary basal body. NCBI's taxonomy places the organism in Eukaryota, Metazoa, Chordata, Mammalia, Afrosoricida, Tenrecidae. The record is from RefSeq and is a predicted model, not a curated record.